Capsella rubella is the source of this 429-nucleotide messenger RNA. RefSeq lists its product as uncharacterized. The record is from RefSeq and is a predicted model, not a curated record. Lineage: Eukaryota; Viridiplantae; Streptophyta; Magnoliopsida; Brassicales; Brassicaceae. The transcript has 2 exons. The coding region runs from base 1 to 429 and encodes 142 amino acids.
AUGGCGUACAGAACAGCUUUCAAGACACCAAUAGGAAGGACGCCUUUUCAGUUGGUGUAUGCCCAGGCAAAGAGAGUUCUUGAUAUCUAUGAACUUGAGGAAAUCAGACUUGAUGCUUUUGAAAGUUCAAAAAUCUACAAGGAGAGAACCAAAGCUUUCCAUGACAAGAGGAUUGUUGUUAAGGAGCUUAAGGCUGGAGAUCACGUCUUGCUGUUCAAUUCCAGACUUAAGCUGUUUCCUGGAAAGCUCAAGUCUAGAUGGUCUGGAUCAUUUGAAAUCAAAGAUUUUUUGCCAUUUGGUGCGAUCACUCUCCUGAACAAGGAUGGCAGCGAGUUCACUGUUAACGGUCAACGUGUCAAGCGUUACCUAGCUGAUCAAGAGACACUAGAAGGGUCCUCCAUACCUCUCUAUGAGCCUCACAAAGCAUAA